Messenger RNA from Candidula unifasciata, 285 nucleotides. Lineage: Eukaryota; Metazoa; Mollusca; Gastropoda; Stylommatophora; Geomitridae. The record is from the annotation of a GenBank genome assembly.
AUGUUUCUCCACCACAAUCUGUCAGCCAGAUUCUGGACAAGUUUGACAACUGAUUGUCUCCCGUGUCGUAGUCUAUUAAACUUGUACUUCCUCAGUCGAAAAUAUCCCAAACAUCCUCAGUCGAAUACUGAACAUGUCGUAAACAUCACCAGUCGAACAUGUCACAAACGUCCUCAGUCAAAAAUGUCCCAAACAUCCUUAGUCCAACAUGUUCCAAACAUCCUCAGUCGAACAUGUCCCAAACAUCCUUUAUCCAACAUGUCCCAAACAUCAUCAGUCGAACAU